GCUGUGGUUAGAGCACUUGGAGAGAGAGAGAGAGAGAGAGAGAGAGAGACAUACACACAUCAGACAAGACUAAGAACAUGCUCCCCCUGCUUCUCCUGUGGGGGUCUCUCCUCUUUGGAGUGGUCAGUUCCAGCCCAACCCCAAGGAUGCUUUUCGGGGAGAUCACAUCCCCCAAUUACCCCAACCCAUACCCCAACAACAACAUCAGCACCUGGGACAUUACAGUCCCAAAGGGCUUUGUGGUGGAGUUGGACUUCUGGCAGUUCGACCUGCAGCCAUCUGAGUCCUGCCUCUCUGACUACGUCAAGAUCACAGCAGAUAAGAAAGACCUGGGCCAGUAUUGUGGCCAGCUAGGCUCAGCGACAGGCAACCACCCAGGAGUCAGGGAGUUUGUGUCCAAAGGGAACCAGAUGAGGCUGAUGUUCCACUCUGACUUCUCCAACGAGGAGAACGGCACCCUUAUCCCCUACAUGGGCUUCCUGGCCUAUUACCAAGCUGUGGGAAUCCAGUGCCCACAGCCUGUGCCAAGGGACCAGUUCACCCUCAUCAAAGACUUGCAGCCCCUGUACCGAUUUCAUGACUAUGUCAAUGUCAGCUGCCAGACUGGGUAUGAACUGAUGGAGGGUGACCAGAAGUUGGCAUCCUUCAGCGCUGUCUGCCAGGAUGAUGGGACUUGGCACCGACCCAUGCCCCGGUGUGAAAUUGUGAGCUGUGGUGACCCCAAAAAUCUCACCAACGGGGCCUUCAAUUAUGUUAGCGAACACGGGAACAACAACUACCAGUCAGUGAUCACCUACCGGUGUGAGGAGCCUUAUUACCACAUAGUCAAAGGGAGUGAUACAUACAACUGCUCUGCUCAGGGCUCCUGGGCUGACCAAGAUGGCCAUGAGGACAUCCCAGUGUGUUUACCAGUGUGUGGGAAGCCAGACAAACCCAUCACUGGAAUCCAGCGGAUCAUCGGUGGCAGCACAGCACCGCCGGGAAGCUUCCCAUGGCAGGCAAAGACACACAUCUUUGGGCUCGGGGGUGGGGCGCUGCUGGGUGACCGCUGGAUCCUGACAGCUGCUCACACCAUCUACCCCAAGAAACACAGCUCAGUGACAGGGAUAGGUGGGAGGAUGAGCCUUGCUGAGGUGGCUAAGAAGAUCGAAGUGUUCCUUGGCCACACGGAGGUGAAUAAGAUCCACGAGCUGGGUAACCACCCCAUCCGCAACGUGUCUGUGCAUCCCGACUAUGACCAUGAUGAUGAGAACAACUUCAAUGGGGACAUUGCACUGAUUGAACUGCGGGACCCAGUGCCACUGGGCCCUGACCUGCUGCCUGUCUGCCUCCCAGAUGCUAGUAACAGCACUUUCUAUGCCAAAGGAUACACGGGCUACGUGAGCGGCUUUGGGGUGGAGAAAAAUUUUCUCGCAGACCGACUGAAAUAUGUAUCACUGCCAGUGGGUGACCAGACAGCCUGCAAGAAAUGGCUGCAGGGAAAGGAGGUCAGUGGGAAGGCCAUGGUGUUCAAUGAGAACAUGUUCUGUGCUGGCUCGCCCAGUGGGGGGAAAGAUACCUGCCAGGGGGACAGUGGGAGUGUCUUCACGGUGCAGGAUUCAGAGAGCGAGCGCUGGAUAGCCACCGGGAUUGUCUCCUGGGGCAUCGGCUGUCACAAGAGCUAUGGCUUCUACACCAAGGUCAUCAACUACCUGGACUGGAUCAAAGAGAUAACAGGGAUGUAGAGGCUCUGAAUGCCACUACCCUAUUGGCUGAAGGCUCAGUGAUGUCACAUAGGUAUCCAGACACCCACACAUCAUUGG
Messenger RNA from Mauremys reevesii (Reeves's turtle), 1802 nucleotides. Its product is annotated as complement C1r subcomponent-like. Gene Ontology annotation, cellular component: extracellular region; blood microparticle. Gene Ontology annotation, biological process: complement activation; zymogen activation. Gene Ontology annotation, molecular function: serine-type endopeptidase activity. The transcript is spliced from 8 exons. The record is from RefSeq and is a predicted model, not a curated record. NCBI's taxonomy places the organism in Eukaryota, Metazoa, Chordata, Testudines, Geoemydidae. Bases 78 to 1724 code for a protein of 548 amino acids.